AACAGUAGCAGUUGUAUCAAUUGCAAUUUAUUUUCUCGCGCACAUGCUGUGAAAUGAUACAUAGUUUUAGAGAGAGAGAGAGAGAGAGUGUGAAUUUGUAGUGAGUUGAAAUGGCGGAAGUGAGAGGAACCACGUGGUGGAGCGAGGAGCUAGCAAGUUUAAUGGAGAAUCCGAUACCGGAAACCGUUUCAACGACGUCGUUUCAAGCGAGAAAAUCGGAGGAAGUAGUGAAUGAAUCUGAAGAGACCUUGAAGGACCAUGCGGUUGGGUUCUUGAUGGCUUGGUGUGAGAUACUAAUGGAGUUAGGUAGAGGAUGUAGAGACAUUUUGCAACAGAAUUUCUUGAAUGAAGACUCUUAUGUUGUUACAAAACUUCGUGGACCUUGCUCUAAGGUUUCUAAGAGAUUAAGGUUUUUGAAUGAUUUUUUGCCUGAAGAUCGUGAUCCUCUUCAUGCUUGGUCCAUUGUCUUAACCGUUUUUCUUCUUGCGCUCGCAGCCAUAAGUGUAGAUCCCAAUCAUGAAACCUUAGCCAAAGAGAUGAAGGUGCGCAUGCAUCCUCCUAUUGCUAGCCGCAUAUUGCUUCCAGAUGGUAGGUACAUGGCUUAUCAUGAUCAAGGUGUUCCAGCCGGCAGAGCUAGAUUUUCCCUUGUUGCUCCACAUUCUUUUCUUUCAUCCCGGUUGGCAGGUAUUCCUGGAGUUAAAGCACCAUUGCUUGAAGAGUAUGGUGUUCGCUUGGUCACUUAUGAUCUUCCUGGUUUCGGGGAGAGUGAUCCACAUCCCAACCGAAAUUUCAAUUCAUCAGCUAUGGAUAUGUUGCAUCUAGUCAAUGCUGUCAAUGUAACUGAUAAGUUCUGGGUACUAUGCCACUCAAGUGGGUGCAUUCAUGCUUGGGCUUCCCUUAGAUAUAUUCCCGAGAGAAUUGCAGGUGCAGCAAUGUUAGCCCCUAUGGUGAACCCAUAUGAGUUACACAUGACUAAAGAUGAGAUGAAAAGAACCUGGGAGAAAUGGCUGCCAAGGAGAAAAUAUAUGUAUUCCUUGGCUUAUAGAUUUCCAAAGCUUCUCUCUUUUUUCUAUCGGAAAAGUUUCUUGCCCGAAAAGCAUGACCGGGUUGACAAACUAUUUUCACUUUCACUAGGAAAGAAGGAUGAAAUUCUCAUUGAAGAACCUGCAUUCGAAGAGUUUUGGCAGAGGGAUCUGGAGGAGUCAAUUCGCCAGGGAAACAUGCAGCCGUUUAUAGAGGAAGCUGUUCUGCAGGUAUCAAAAUGGGAUUUUGACAUUGAAGAACUUCAUGUGCAUAAGAAGUGUCGAACAAGAGGCUUACUUCUUUGGUUGAAAUCCAUGUACGGGCAGGCAGAUUGUGAAUUAGCAGGAUAUCUCGGCCGAAUACACAUUUGGCAGGGUUUGGACGAUAGGGUGGUCCCACCAUCAAUGAUGGAAUACAUAGAAAGGGUGUUGCCAGAGGCAAUAAUACACAAGCUUCCAAAUGAGGGCCACUUUUCCUAUUUCUUUUUCUGUGAUGAGUGCCACAGGCAAAUAUUCUCCACUCUUUUUGGAACUCCUCAAGGUCCGAUGGAACGACGAGAGCAAACUGCGUUCGAGGAAAACACAGCAGAUGCUUUACAAGUACCUGUUUCUAAUAAGGAAUGAUGUGAACUUGCUGAUAUACACGAUACCUUUGGAUGUAAAUAACAGAGGCGACUCCUAUGCACAGUAAAGCUUCAAAGGAGAGCUUUUAUAGGUAAAAGUGUCACCUACAUUGUUUUGACUAACCUUCCACUGUCCCAAAGCAAACUGUAUCUUAACUGCCUUAUCAGAUUUAGAGCUUUUAUUCAAUUGACUGUUUACUCAGCGGCAAAACUGUGCAUGUUACUUAGUACCACUUCUUAUUUUUUGAUUCCCCUC
Cicer arietinum (chickpea) is the source of this 1901-nucleotide messenger RNA. RefSeq lists its product as uncharacterized. NCBI's taxonomy places the organism in Eukaryota, Viridiplantae, Streptophyta, Magnoliopsida, Fabales, Fabaceae. The record is from RefSeq and is a predicted model, not a curated record.